Messenger RNA from Adineta steineri, 1062 nucleotides. The record is from the annotation of a GenBank genome assembly. NCBI's taxonomy places the organism in Eukaryota, Metazoa, Rotifera, Eurotatoria, Adinetida, Adinetidae.
AUGGUUACCGUAGGGACUUGGAAUGUCCGAACAUUAUGGGCAGCAGGCAAGUUGGAAUUAUUAAGAAAUGAAAUGAAACGCUACAAAUAUGAUAUUAUUGGCAUUUCAGAGGUGCGGUGGACAGGACAAGGUGAAACAUCCAACGGUGAUUCCAUUUGGUGUGGUGAAAGCAAUACACAUACUAAAGGUGUGGGGAUGUUACUGAGCGUAAAAGCUCGAAAAGCUCUCUUGAGCUACAAUCCAAUUAAUUCAAGAUUAAUUACUGCACGUUUUACAGCAACACCAUUCAACUUAACAGUAAUCAAUGUUUAUGCACCAACAUCGGAAGCGUCAAUGGAUGACAUGGAAAAAUUCUACGAUAACCUGGAGGAAGCGGUGGCGAAUACUCCGAAAAAAGAUAUACUUAUCAUUACAGGUGAUUGGAAUGCAAAGGUGGGUGAUAACAAUACAGGAUGGGAACCUGUCAUGGGUAAAUAUGGUUAUGGAACAAGAAAUGAACGUGGUGAACAAUUAUUGGAAUUCGCAACAUCGCACAAUCUAUUUAUUUGCAACACAGCAUUUCAACAAAAACCAAAUCGCAAAUGGACAUGGGAAUCACCAGAUGGCAUACACAAGAACAUGAUUGACCUCAUUCUUAUACAAAAUCGGUGGAAAUCAUCCGUAAUUAACUGCAGAACUUUCCAAGGAGCUGAUAUCAGCUCGGACCAUUCUUUAGUUUUAUGUAAUAUCAAACUAAAAUUAAAAAAUCUAACAAACAAACCAAAGCAGAGUUUACGACUCGAUACCAACCAACUCAAAAAUCAAGCAACAAGAAACAAUUUUCAAACACAACUGGAACAACAACUCAACAGCCUCGAUACCAACUGCAAUAUAGAUGAACACGCUUCACAAAUCAAACAAGCAAUUGAACAGGCAAUAAAAGCAAGCCUUCGAUACAAUCCAACACAAAAUUAUAUGGGUGGUGCUCAAAUCGUACGGGGUGGACAACAAGGUGCUGGUAUUGCUUCAACAAAUAUAUGGAAAGUCCCGUUCAGCAGUCCGAAUAGGAAUGGACCUUGGUGA